Molecule: messenger RNA, 1322 nt
Organism: Cicer arietinum (chickpea)
Lineage: Eukaryota; Viridiplantae; Streptophyta; Magnoliopsida; Fabales; Fabaceae
Product: CDP-diacylglycerol--inositol 3-phosphatidyltransferase 1-like
Biological process (GO): phosphatidylinositol biosynthetic process
Cellular component (GO): Golgi apparatus; membrane
Molecular function (GO): CDP-diacylglycerol-inositol 3-phosphatidyltransferase activity
Source: RefSeq, a predicted model, not a curated record
ACAAUGACAAACAUAGUUUUGAGAUAAAGAAAGCGAUGGGAUCUAUUCACAGCCCCGAUCCACUUCAUUUUCAAAAGCACCUAAUCUCAGCCGCCCCAAACGAGUCGCGCUAAACUCAACUCGCCGGAGUUCGUCGUCGUCGUCGCAGGAACGCCCACCACCAACACUCACAAAGUCCGUCCAGGUAAAUAUUUGAUUGACAAUCUUCUUAUAUACUUAAUAGUCAAGUUUUUGAGUAUAAGAGAAGCUUUUCAAUGGCCAAGAAACCGGCACCAAAAUCCAGUAAAUUAUCCGUGUACCUGUACGUUCCUAAUAUCAUUGGAUAUAUCCGGGUUCUUUUGAACUGUCUUGCCUUCUCUUUAUGUUUAAAACACAAAAUCGUUUUUCCUAUUCUCUACUUUUUCAGCUUUGUAUGCGAUGCUGUGGAUGGCUGGUGUGCACGAAGAUUCAAUCAAGUGUCAACAUUUGGAGCUGUGCUGGACAUGGUAACAGACAGGAUUAGCACUGCAUGUCUUCUUGUAGUUCUUUCCCAAUUAUACAAGCCUGGCCUGAUCUUCUUGUCAUUGCUCGCCUUAGAUAUUGCCAGCCACUGGUUUCAAAUGUACAGCACUUUCUUGCUGGGAAAGGCUAGUCAUAAAGAUGUAAAAGACAGUACCAAUUGGCUUUUCAAGGCAUAUUAUGGAAAUAGGAUGUUUAUGGCUUACUGUUGUGUCUCAUGUGAGGUUCUUUACUUAAUCCUGUUUUAUCUUGCGGAUAAUCAAACAGAGACAUUGGUGGAUGUUUUAUCAAGUAAUUUGCAAAAGAUAACCAUAAUCUCUUUCCUAAUCAGCACAAGUUUAUUUGGAUGGGCAACCAAGCAAGUUAUAAAUGUUAUUCAGAUGAAAACAGCAGCAGACAUGUGUGUGCUUUAUGAUAUCGACAAAAAACAAAAGCACUGAUGUUUAUUCCAUGUCCACGAAGCCCUUGCCUUUGCCUUCUUGUACCUAGUUUUGAGCUAAAAGUUUGAUAUCAGUAUCCUCGUUGGCAAUUGAGCUUGAAUUAGUCAGUUUUACAUUGUUUGUAACAAAAGAAAUACUGAAAUGGAACAGUGCUGAAUUAGAAAAUCCAGCCUUGCAUGUAGAAAAAAUUCAGUAGCACGAAGUUCGUUGCCUUUUUUGUUCACUUUACAUCACACUACAACUGAUGUAUUCAGUUCUGAAUUCCUAAUCCAUUGAAGUCUGUAUUAUCUGCUCCUGGAGAAUUAUCGCACCGACUAUGAAUUUGUGAUUAUUUUGUUUUGGGGUUUUGGAAUUUGAAUAAACUGAAUAAGCGCAUAUAUUUCA